GUGCUCAGAGGUUGGGAUGUCCGCGACUAUAAAUACACGUUGUGAGCGACUGCGCACAUUAUUUAGUCCUCAUAUCAGAGAGAGCCACUGGACCAGGGCUGCAGGGCUGGUGCAGGACACACACGGCUUCAACGCGGGGACAAUGUUAAGAAAGUGUCUCAUCCACAUCAGCCUGCGGAGGAACCGUCACCGGUAUGGUCUCCUGAGAGCCACGGUGAGGUAUGGAGACAUCCACCGCCGGGGCGCAACCUCCACCGCCGUGAUGGGUGACAACGUCAAACCGAAAACCAUGGACGACCUAGGCGGGCCAGGUUUUCUGUCCACCCUGAACUGGCUUUUUGUCAAAGGGUAUCUGAAAAAGUCGCAACUAAUGCAAGUAAGUAGGAGUAACGUGAGAAGUGGUCGGUGAGAGUGUGUUGUUGAAACAAACUGUUGCAUUUGACCGGUAGUGAACCCUUGUGGUUUUUAUCUGCAACCCAGAUUUCUGCAUUGACUUUCAGUGCAAGCAGACUGUGGCUCUACCCUAAGUAGGCUACACAUUCGUCCGGAUCACUGAGAUUUUGUCAAUCAAUGAAUACAGUUUCAAACACUGUAUCUGAAACGUGCUUAUUGACCUCUGCACAAUACAGAUAAAACUUUUCUGCACCACUGACUGCACUGAAAACUUAGUUCUUCACUCACAGUUCUUGGUUCUUUGGCUCCUCAUUGUCUUUGUCCGUUUCUAUCUGCAGCUUUUAUAGAAGUUGGUUUUGUUGUAUAAAGUUGUUACCUUGGAAAUUAGCCAAAUAGGGCACAGGUUGUGGUAUUUUCUGAGACAAUAGACUCCUUGUCAUGCAUGAGAGAGGGGUAGACACAACACUUUGUACACAUUGGAAAGAUCUGAUUUUUCAGCGUGUCUAUAAGUUUAAUGUAUCAUCUGAUUUUGACCCUUUAACUUGCAUUGGUUCCAUAUUGUUUCCCUGUUUUGUCUUGUUGUUAUUGUUGUUGAUAAGCAACUUCAGUCAUAGCUUAUCAUCUAUUUGUUGUUAUUUUUGUCUUUGCUGAUUGGUCAGCCUCUUUCUAGUGUAUGGUCUCUUUGCUGAUGCCUAACUCUUGUAGGAAUUUGUCAGUAUUUUUGUUUCUUUGUUAUUCCCCCAUUGCAGUUGAUUGUGGUAGUUUUUUGACCCCCUCUUGACACCCUGAGUCAUUUUUUCAUUUGCAGUCUCUGUUGUUGUCUCUUUGUUGACAACACACGUCUUUGCUUGUCCAGUGGAAAAAACGCAAUACAGUACAUCAUAAGUUGCUAGAAAGCAGUUUGUUGUUAGUUGAUCAUAAAUGAAUCACAAUUGUAUUGCUUAUAAAGUAAAGACUGCUAGCGUAUGGUGAUGAAGAAUUAUGUUGUUUGAGUUUGGUGACCUGACCCUGAAGCCUCACGUCCUCAUGAAAUGUGUAUUUUUGCAUCCAACCUAUUUUUACAUUAAACUCAUUGAACUACUGAUCAACUCACACUGUUUUCUUGCAGAUUGAGCACAAGAAGAUCUAUGGUCCUAUUUGGAGGUCAACGUUUGGCCCUAUAGUCCUGGUAAACGUGGCUUCUGCUGACCUGAUAGAGCAGGUGCUUAGGCAGGAGGGGAGACUCCCGAUCCGCACAGACAUGCCCCACUGGAGGGCCUACAGAGAGCUCAGGAACCAGGCCUAUGGACCCCUGACAGAGUGAGUGACACCAAUAUUAACCCUCUACCUUUAUAUCUAAUGUCCAAUAGCAUAAUGUAUUUAUUAUGUAUGUAUACUGUAAGCAGAUUUCAGUGCCUUUUUAAAUAAAUAAUUUGUAGGCCUUGUUCACUCGCUGUAUUUUUCAAUGCGUAAAAACCUUUGGCAGAGGGUAGGCAUCAGUCUGUUAAAUCAGCCUUAUUAAAAUUUUACAUGGUACAGAGUUAUUGUGUAAUAUAUAUGGGUUGUAAUAAAACAGGGUAAGAUUUAAAAAAAAAUGCCAAUGACGAUGCACUAUCAGGAAAAGAAACGGCACUGAUUUGUCCACAGGGGGCACCAGAAUCAACAUAAAACAAAAGUUCCCCACAGGAGCUUUAAUGAUAGAAAUUGUAACAUAAAGGUAUAGUACGCUAAUUUUAUUUAUGGAAAAAUUUGUAAUUCAAAUUUGCAUUGUAUUUGUAUGCUGUGCACGAUUAUGAAUAUACAAGCAAGACACGAGUUGAGGUCAGAUGCAAAGAGCACCCUAUUUCAUUGGUCACCAGAGAGAGUAAGUGGAUGUUGCGUUUCAUAACCAAAAGCAUGCUUGAAAAAGAAACUAUAAUAAUCCCUAAAGGAAACAUUUACUUUCCUCUCGUCUGUGUUUAAACUAUGAGCUCUGAACAAAUCCCUAAUUAACACCAAACUGUAUUAAGAAAGUAGGAAAAAAACCCACAGUCAUUGUUACCCGAGGUAUUAAGAUGAGGUUACCAUGAGUCAGCAUGCCAAGUAAGUGACUCAUAAUUUGCAUAACUGUAAAGAUGACAGACACAAGCUUGCUUUUCUCUGGCUCUGAGCCCAGCCUCUAAAUGAGAACAAGUGAAGGAGUUGCUACAGUUUGUUUUGGUAUUUAAGAUCUUGAUCUCACUCUGAAAGCUUAACCAAUGCAUUAAUCCUGGUUUGCAGAAUGGGUGCAAAUUGGCAGCGCAUCCGCAGCAUCCUGAAUCCAUGGCUGUUGAAGCCCAAACACGUCUCCUCCUACACCGACACCAUCAACCAGGUGGUGACAGACUUUAUCGACAGAGUGGCCUGGCUGAGGGAAACCAGUGGACAGGGAGUUCUGGUCAAUGACCUGGCUGGAGAACUCUACAAAUUUACUUUUGAAGGUCAGUGUCAUCAUUGUGGAAUCAUCUGUGGAAACUGCACAUGAUUAUAAUCAAGGAAAGUUCUUCAUACUCUUUAGUAUUAAAUAUGCAAGAAAAAACUGAAGGAAGCGAAGCAAACUGACAUGUACAGUUUAAGAUAAUGACGAUAACCUUGGCAGAAGAUAGAAGACAAUGCUUUUAGCCUUGAUUUAAAUGUCCUUGACUCCUUCGCGACUGCAGACAUUGAGUCCUGUAAGCCAUUGUCUUCCAGUUAUAGGAUGCUGAAAAACCAGUAUCUCUUUGAAACCCAACACUCUUUGAAAUUUUGUCAAUCUAAAGGUUAGGGAUAGCAGAGAAAAAAAUCUAUUCUGUACAAGAAAAGUGUUUUUUUCCCCCCUAAAGCAACUUGUCAGUGCAGAAACCAUCAUACAGGUUCUUGUCAGACACUGACACAGUUGUCAAGUCUUUUGACCUUGAAAGCUGAUUAGAUAAUGUGAGUUACCUCAUCACAAAGACAAGUCUGAUAUUUUCUUAUCAGGGUGUACUCUACUUAUCUUCUCAAUACUCAUUUUAACCUGCUUACAGAGGAUAUCAGUGAGCAAUUGUAGCACUAUGUUUUAUCUAAUUGGUGUAGAUAUGCAAAUCAGACGUCUCCCAGAUGUACUUUAAGAAAAAAAUCAGCAGUUCAAGUAUUAGUUUUUUAACCUCGGAGACUAAGAAGACCAACUUGUCUCUGUAUUCAGUAUGAUAUUUAAAAGUUAAUCAAAUGGCAAAGGUUUUUUUUUUUUUGGAAAUGAGAUCAAAUAACUUCUUUAUCAUAUCUUUAAAAAUGUGCAUGUGUUUGAUAUGGAAUUUUUCAACAAGUAAGUUAAUAUCAAAUACUCAAGUUUUUCUUUUUCUUUAAAUAAAUCUGUUAUUUACACUUUGACCAAUGUAAUAAAGUUUUUAAGUUUUGAUUUUAGGUAUACUUAGUAAAUGCUUUGAUUCAAGGAGGGUUAGUUGUAAGCAAGAGUCAGGGGCUUAAAGGAGCAAAAAAAAGGGCACAUGUAGUUUAAGAAGUAGCUAGGAGUUCUGGGAAACAGGCAUAGUCACAUUUUUUUGCAGAGAGUUGAAUGUCAAGGUAGGAGCAUAGUAAAUAAUGACAAUUCAUAAGAGGCUAAAGCCAGCUUAGUUCAGCCUGGCUGGUCUUUAAGCAGAAAAAAAGGCAGAAACGAGCUUGGCUAGCUGGGCUACUAUGAAGUCAUAAUCCACAUAUUAGUUCUUCAAGCUCAAUUAUGAGAAUUUGUUUUUGUUUAGUUUGUGUUAUGCAUGACUGUAGAAACAAAAGAUUGUGGUUUCCAGGGAUUUAUGUCACAAUCUGAGCUCAGCUCGCUGUUUCUCCGUUAAGCUAUUCUCAGAGCAAAGCUAAGCCAGCUGGCUACUCGCUUUAACUCCACGAAACUGGCACAAAUGAAAAAGUAUUUAUGGGUUUACUCAUGUCGAGCAAGAAGACGCGGAUAUUCCUAGACAGCUGGAUGUUAAAGCUAACUAGGAAAGGUUACCUUUUUUUGUUUACUUUUGGUUCAAGGACUAUUUUUUUUGGAAAGCACUGAACUGAUGAAGUUUAAGGCUAACUUCUCUAAAAUGGCAUGUUCACAGUUUACUUGCCGGUGCAGUUUUGAGUUGUGUUUUGGUUUUGAGGAAACCAAAACAUAUUUCAGUCUGGUGAUGGAUCCAGAGGACAAACCGUGUCAAUAUAACAUUUUUGUGCUUUACUACAGGGACCUGCUCCGUGCUGUUUGAGAAGCGUAUGGGCUGCCUAAACGAGGUGGUGCCAGAGAAAACCCUGAAGUAUAUCGACAGUGUGGGAGAAAUGUUACGGCAAUCUCAAAUUGUCAUCUUCUUCCCAAAGUCCACCUGGCCUUACCUGCCCUUCUGGAAAAAGUUUGUGAAAGCUUGGGAUUACCUCUUCAACGUUGGUAAGGAUACCAAUGUUGAUAACAUAGUGCUAUUGUGUUAAAGAAAUACACAUACUGCCUGCCUUGAAACUGUUUAAUGAAAUUUAUUGAUUGUAUUUGGGUGUUGGCUCCCAAGAAGUGUUUGUUUGCAUGUUAAGUUAAUCACAAACAACUUUGAAAGGAUACAUGUCAGACAUCAUGUUUUACAAUACUGUGAUUUCUCUUGUUCCCACAUUUGAUUCAUUUGUGGCCUCUCACUGUAUUUUCUUUGUUUGUUUCUUACAUUUUAGACCAGAGUUUAGGGGGUAGUUUUAAACCACUAAAGGCUGCUCAGUUCACUUCCCCCCCCAGCCCUUGCAGUUUUAUUGAUAAUACACUCUAGACCAGUGGUUCUCAAGUCCAGUGCUCGAGGCCCACUGUCCUGCAUGUUUUGGAUGUUUCCCUGCUCCAACACACCUGAUUCAAAUGAUCAGCUCGUUAUCAAGCUCUGUAAUGGCUUAAUAACGAGCUGAUCGUUUGAAUCAGGUGUGAUGGAGCAGGGAAACAUCUAAAACAUGCAGGACAGUGGGCCUCGAGGACUGGACUUGAGAACCACUGCUCUAGACAGCCCUCAUCCGAGCCCCUCCCCCUCCUCCUCUACUGAAUGUCGUCACUAAAAGUUACCAGAGCUCUGGCUUCACGGUCGUUUUCCAGUUACAUAAUUGAAUAAUUUCAAGAAACCAGACUCGGUCAAAUAGCAAUGUCCACCUCGCAGGUCCUAGUUGCUCUGAUCAAACUACUUGCUUUUCAGUGUCGGUGUUGCGAGGUGAUAUUAACAGAAGUAUUUUCUCUUGUUUUGAAUAGCUGAAGAGCUGGUGCAGGAAAAAAUGAAGGAGAUUGAGGAAAGGGUGAAACAGGACCAAAAUGUGGAGGGAGCGUAUCUCACACACCUGCUACUCAGUGAUAAGAUGACAGUCACUGAGAUCCUGGGCAGCAUCACUGAAAUCCUGAUGGCAGCAGUCGACACAGUAAGUUCAACCUGAGUGUUCACCCAAAUAAAGAAAGCUCUUUAAUCCGAGCAGACUGAGAGAGAACAAAAGUGCAGACUGCAUUGAUUGAACAGAUGGUAGCCUAGUUUCUUUCUUUUGUAGACCUCCAACACCAUCGCUUGGUCUUUAUACGAGUUGGCAAAGGAGCCAGAAAUCCAAGAGAAGCUGUACCAGGAAGUCAUAAGUGUUUGUCCCGGAGAUAAGGUGCCAGUGAGUGAUGACAUUGCACAGAUGCCAUACCUGAAGGCCGUCGUCAGAGAGACACUACGGUAACAGGAUUCUGUCUUUAUCAAUAAAUCAUAUCAACAUCACAGCUGAUCGCUGAAGCAGCUGGUCUUUAGAUGAAUUUGCUGUUUUAUCAAAGGGAAAUAUUGUAGAGCUGGAGGGUGAGGCAGAAUAAGUCGGAGGGUCCCACCUCACCUUGAUCAGGUUCCAGUCGGCUCACACUCCCCACUCUCUAUACAUUACCUUUCUUAUUACCUAGCAUCCGACAGAGACAUGAAUAAUUUGAUGCUGAAUCUUGAUUUAAAGAUAAUUUUCUUGAUUCAAGAUUGAUCUACACUAAAAAAAAAUAGUCCCUUACAUUUCAUGGUUGUGGGGAAUAAUCUAGUUCUGCUCAGUGCGAAUUACUUCUAUCACUAAUGAUCAUUAAAUAAGUAUUCAUACAUUUGUAGAUCUUGUACAAGACGCAGGGUUUAAAACUUUCAAACUAUGGAAACAAUAUCUUCUCUGAGUUGCUCUUACUGGAUAACAGAACUGUUUAUCUUCAGCUGCCUCCUCCUGACUGUGGUCUGUUCCCUCCAGGAUGUAUCCAGCAAUAGCAGGGAACGCCCGAGUCACUGCUGAAGAGGAGGUCGUGGUUGGAGGUUAUGUCUUCCCCAAAAAGGUGAGACAAAUAUAUGAAAUAUAUGAAAACUCCAUAUAUGCUGGUUCUUCAGACAAUGUGUCAUGUCAUCUUCUUUCAGUCAGUUCACUGGAUGAACUCAUGAUAUGGGCCAACAAACCUUGCAAGACCUAGACUCACACAUAUAAAGUGUAGCACAUAGUGUUAUCCUCAAGGGAAGACAAGUUGUUGAUGUGAUCGUUUAUUUCAGAGUGAUGGAUUGUGAUGGUUUCUAUUUCAGAUAAAGUAAAGCCUGUCAGCAAUGACUCAAAUGUACAUAAGGCUGCACAGUCUGCAGCUUCAGAAAGUCUGCAGUGUUGAAAUGUAGUUGGAUAUUCUGAAGAUUUUAAAAUAAUGUAGAAUGAUGUGAAUAUGUGCCACAUUUUGGGUGGUUUUAGGAAAAUAUUAACAUCUCUGUAACAUCUCUUACAGACGCUGUUCCACCUCUGCAGCUAUGCUGCGUCCUAUGAUGAGAGCGUUUUCCCAAACCCUUACGCUUUCUUUCCUGACCGCUGGCUGAGAGGUUCAGAGGAGAAGUUCAAGCAGCACCCAUUUGCAUCAUUGCCAUUCGGGUUUGGGAUCCGGGGAUGUCUGGGCAGACGGUUUGCUGAGCUGGAGAUGUACCUCUUUCUGUCCAGGGUAAAGUCUUCUUCCUGUUUCUAUUGAUGUCUCUGAUUUGCUGUGGUUUAACAAACAGAGGUUAGAUUGAAAUGACCAGUUAGUACAGAUCAGACAUGACACAGCUUUGUAAGUAGUCACUUAAAAGUCAAAUCCAUGUCUAACUGAAAACCAUGUCUUUCCAAAACCUUAUUUUUGGAUGAGAUUUUACAAAAAUUGGCACAAUCCUUACUCAAGCGUUUCCUCUCAUUCAGCCACGACAGCUGCAGUUUUCUCCCAAAGGUAUUGGAUGGGAUUGAGGUCAAUGUUUCCAUGCCAAACUGGAAAAAACUAUUGUUAAAUGGCUGGGGUUUGAGAAUGAAAGUAUUGUUGUACUGGAACAAAAAUGGUCCCUCCCUACCUUGUUCAACAAAGUUGGCCACUGUUAUUCAUAACAUUAUCAAACUUUUAGUAAUUAUGUGGGCCAAAUGCCUUUGUGCACGGGAAAAAGUUGUUAUUCUGGUUCUUUACUGCUGACUGGGCUCCUUUUUUUCCCUUUCAGGUUCAGCCAAGCAAUCUUUGGUGGAUAUAUAUUUACACCAGAAUAAGUGAGGGUUGAAUACUUUGCCUGGCUGACCAAAGCUUUGCCCUCCAGCUCAGCGGGUUGACUUAACUGUUAGCGAGGAAUUUAAAGGCCCACCUCAACCAAAAGUUAGAUUGAGCCAGCAUUUCCAAUAUGGUAACCACCAUUGACAGGCUUCAAAACCCUGUGAGGAAACCUAUCAACAUGCACUGACAGUUUCAUGGCCUGUUGUUCCUUCUGUGCCCAAGCUAGUCCAUCUGGAAAAGGGUGCUACAAGCAUCCCUGUACCUUUUUUUGGGCAUCAAGUCAAGGUCAGGGUGGAACAAGAUGUUCUGGCAGUACGAGUUGUACUCCACUGAUGUAAUCAGUAUUUUGUUAAUAUAACAGUACAAAGCACAGACAGCAGAGUGUAAGCAGUAAGUAAUGGGUAAAGGAUCAACUAUGCCAGGUAACCACUAUAAUCCAAGAGAUUUUACGAGGAAUAUCUUGGUUUGGAGAGGUUCAAAAAUCCCAAACACACACACACAAAAACAACAACUCUCUUUUCACAGAAUUUGUAGGAGACAGUUUCUGAAACUGACGUCUCUGUGGGCUGCUCUAAGAAACUUGUGCACACAUUUUAUUCAAGCAUGUAUCAAAUUUUCAAAAACCAAUGAUCUGAUCAAGAAAGCGUCAGUAAACUGAAGUAACGGCCCCUGUUUGCAUAGUAAUCAUCCGCUUUUUAUUUAUUUGAAUCCCUGAGUUUUCAACCCUCCAGCCAGAGCACAAAGGCUGCUCUACUUCUAUUAGUCUUGGCGGUGUGACCCAAACAAAUUACCAAGAGUUCCCCCGACUUGGGACUCAGUCAUGAGCCAAAAAACACAUUUAAAAAUCAUCCAGCCUGUCAAACUACAGGUAAUCAUUAACCUAAAUAUUGACUGUCUGCCUCUUUUUCCUUGUAAAUAGAUUUCCUGCCAAAACCUUUCUUAAUUAAAUAUUGUCUCCUUUUUAUUUUGAAGAUGAUAAAAAGCUACAAGUUGAGGCCGGAUCCAACAGGAGCUGAAGUCGAGCCGAUCACCAGAACCUUGCUGUGUCCUGCAAAAGAGAUCAACCUGCAGUUCCUGGAGAGAAAAGUGGAGCAGGAGGAGCCCAGAGCAGCCACUGGAGUUUCCCUGUGAGCUGUUUUGGUAUUCACUCUGUGAUGUCUGCCUGGCACCAGGCACUGGUUUCUAAAGCGUUCUCACCAUUAGGACUGACUGAAAUGCACUAAAACUGAAAAAUACAAGGCAAACUGAUGAGAAUCGAAAUGUUUUACAGAAAAUGCUAUUUUUUGUGCAUAACUUUUUAUCCCACCAGUUUUAAGGCACCGUUAUUUCCUCAAACAGUGUGUCAGUAGGAUUUUUUUAGUGUUUCUAAUUUUACACAAAAAGGCCCUUCUUAAGGUCUGACUUUGGAUACUCAAACAAAACUUGUUUGUUAGACAUGCUAUGGCCAUAUUCUGUUUAUGGGAACAACUGAAAAUGCUAAAGUAUAAACUGAAAAUAGCUAGCUUUAUCUUUUUAAAAAUGCUGCAUUGGCACUUGCAAAUUGCUCUGAGUGCAAGCCCGGUGGCCAAGGCCAAGUUUUGGGAAUCUGGUUUCCAGGUACAUCCCAUGCUGCUUACUGGAAACUCACAAAUUGAGCACUGUCUAUAAAAUAAAUAAAUAUAAUGUUUGUGAAGGUCAAAAUUCCUGGUACAACAACGGGUUAAGCUCCAUCUUUUUGGUAAAAUAAAAAACUGCUCUCGUUCUGGAUCGUGCUUCCUAUAUAUACAUUGUUUACAUUUAUUUUCUAAUAGGUUUUAGAGACCACAUGUGCACACAGUGAAUUUAAGUGCCCUUAUUUUUCUCUCUAGUCACGUUCAAAUGACUUUUACAUUUAAUGUCAAAUGUAUCCAGUUGCAAUGGUGGUUGGUAAAGAAGACAACAAAGACAAAGAGGCUAAAUACUAUCAAUUUGAGUGUGCUCUCAUACGCCGGCCAUCCCUGCUCAUGCUAGUACCUGGGCUAGGCCACCCCUGUCAAAGAAGUCAGGACACGCCCCUGCCUCAGUGUUAAAGAAACUAAACUUGUUAAGCAGAAAUUCUAACUUGAAAACUUUGUUCAGUCAGAGGUUUACUGCUAUAUUUUAGUACGUGUUGUACAUACAGAUUUGUAUUACAAGGUUUUAUUGUAAUUUGUUUUGUGAUUUACAAUUUCUAGUUUGUUAUUUGUAAUGAUCAGUAUUUCAUAUUUUUUGACUUAUGUUUUCCGUGGGUUGAGAUGACCUGUUUUAUCAUCUCCGUAAACAAGUAACCCCUCAUCCAGGAGGUUAAAACAACAUUUCAACAGUUCAAGCCACACACUUGGUUAGAAUCUUUACUGAAUAAUCUCCAUGUAUUUGUCCUGUUUUUCUUCAAUAAAGGCAGAAACAUGUAAUAUU
Xyrichtys novacula (pearly razorfish) is the source of this 10276-nucleotide messenger RNA. NCBI's taxonomy places the organism in Eukaryota, Metazoa, Chordata, Actinopteri, Labriformes, Labridae. The record is from the annotation of a GenBank genome assembly.